AUGGCGGGCUCGUCGCCUCCCCCAGCUUACUCCGACCUCAAGAGGGGCUUGGGGAAGAGCGGCAGCGGCGCCCAGCUCCAGCUGAACGGCGCCGAGGAGAUCCCUGUCCCCGAGGAGGAAGAGGAGCAGCGCCCCCCGCCCAAGAACUACUUGUGGCUAAGCAUUCUCUCCUGCUUCUGCCCCGCGUACCCCGUCAACAUCGCCGCCUUCGUUUUUUCGGUCAUGGCGCUAAACAGCUACACCCAAGGAGACAUCGAAGGGUCGAGAAGGCUGGGCCACACGGCCUUGCUGGUCGCCAUCGCAUCCAUUCUCAUCGGGGCCCUGAUGAUUGCAAUCCUUUGUAUUGUCCAUUAUACUACGGUAAGCCUACCUUGGUGGCAUGUGGCUUGUAUUUAA
Thamnophis elegans (Western terrestrial garter snake) is the source of this 396-nucleotide messenger RNA. RefSeq names its product transmembrane protein 233 (gene TMEM233). Gene Ontology annotation, cellular component: membrane. NCBI's taxonomy places the organism in Eukaryota, Metazoa, Chordata, Lepidosauria, Squamata, Natricidae. The record is from RefSeq and is a predicted model, not a curated record. The transcript is spliced from 2 exons. Bases 1 to 396 code for a protein of 131 amino acids.